CCAGUGUGGACUACUCAUCAGUAGUGGUGGCUGCCAUGCAGGCUUGCUAUGCCCACGUGCCCAAGCUGCGCUGGGAGACCAUGGAUGUGCGGGCACUGGGCUUCCCCAGUGGCUCCUUUGAUGUGGUGCUUGAGAAGGGCACAUUGGAUGCCCUGCUGGCUGGGGAACAGGAUCCCUGGACCGUGUCCUCUGAAGGUGUCCACACUGUGGACCAGGUGCUGAGUGAGAUGGUGGAGUACAAACGGGCCACGCUUCAGGACGAAGACGCACCCGAGACCCCCGUAGAGGGCGGGGCCUCCCAGGACGCAGUGGAGGUGGGAUUCCGGAAGAGGACAAGACAACUCUUAGGCUCACACACACGGCUGGAACUGGUCUUGGCAAGUGUUUCUCUACUGCUGGCUGCACUGCUUCUGGGCUGCCUUGUGGCCCUGGGGGUCCAGUACCACAGAGACCCAUCCCACAGCACCUGCCUCACAGAGGCCUGCAUUCGAGUGGCUGGAAAAAUCCUGGAGUCCCUGGACCGGGAGGUGAGCCCCUGUGAGGACUUUUACCAGUUCUCCUGCGGAGGCUGGAUUCGGAGGAACGCCCUGCCAGAUGGGCAUUCUCGCUGGAACACCUUUAACAGCCUCUGGGACCAGAACCAGGCCAUACUGAAGCUCCUGCUUGAAAACACUACCUUCAACUCCAGCAGCGAAGCUGAGCGGAAGACGCAGCGCUUCUACCUGUCCUGCUUACAGGUGGAGCAUAUUGAGGAGUUGGGAGCCCAGCCACUGCGAGACCUCAUUGACAAGAUCGGUGGUUGGAACAUUACGGGGCCCUGGGACCAGGACAACUUCAUGGACGUGCUGAAGGCAGUAGCAGGGACCUACAGGGCCACCCCAUUCUUCACCGUCUACAUCAGUGCCGACUCGAAGAGUUCCAACAGCAAUGUUAUCCAGGUAGACCAGUCUGGGCUCUUUCUGCCCUCUCGAGAUUAUUACUUAAACAGAACUGCCAAUGAGAAAGUGCUCACUGCCUACCUGGAUUACAUGGAAGAGCUGGGGAUGCUGUUGGGUGGACAGCCAACCUCCUCACGGGAGCAGAUGCAGCAGGUGCUGGAGCUGGAGAUACAACUGGCCAACAUCACAGUGCCCCAGGACCAGCGGCGCGAUGAGGAGAAGAUCUAUCACAAGAUGAGCAUCUCGGAGCUGCAGACUUUGGCGCCCUCCAUCGACUGGCUUGAGUUCCUGUCUUUCUUGCUGUCACCAUUGGAGUUGAGUGACUCUGAGCCUGUGGUGGUUUAUGGGAUGGAUUAUUUGCAGCAGGUGUCAGAGCUUAUCAACCGCACGGAACCAAGCAUCCUGAACAAUUACCUGAUCUGGAACCUUGUGCAGAAGACAACCUCAAGCCUGGACCAACGCUUUGAGUCUGCACAAGAGAAGCUGCUGGAAACCCUUUAUGGCACCAAGAAGUCCUGUAUGCCGAGGUGGCAGACCUGCAUCUCCAGCACAGAUGACGCCCUUGGCUUUGCUCUGGGCUCCCUCUUUGUGAAGGCCACCUUUGACCGGCAAAGCAAGGAAAUCGCAGAGGGGAUGAUCAGCGAAAUCCGGACUGCCUUCGAGGAGGCCCUGGGACAGCUGGUUUGGAUGGAUGAGAAGACGCGCCAGGCAGCCAAGGAGAAAGCAGACGCUAUCUAUGAUAUGAUUGGUUUCCCGGAUUUCAUCCUGGAGCCCAAAGAGCUGGAUGAUGUUUAUGAUGGGUAUGAAGUCUCUGAAGAUUCUUUUUUCCAAAACAUGUUGAAUUUGUAUAACUUCUCUGCUAAGGUGAUGGCUGACCAGCUCCGUAAGCCUCCCAGCCGAGACCAGUGGAGCAUGACCCCCCAGACAGUGAAUGCCUACUACCUUCCAACCAAGAACGAAAUCGUCUUCCCUGCUGGCAUCCUGCAGGCCCCCUUCUAUGCCUGCAACCACCCAAAGGCCCUGAACUUUGGUGGCAUCGGCGUGGUAAUGGGCCAUGAGUUGACACAUGCCUUUGAUGACCAAGGGCGUGAGUAUGACAAGGAGGGGAACCUGCGGCCCUGGUGGCAGAACGAGUCGCUGGCGGCCUUCCAGAACCACACGGCCUGCAUGGAGGAGCAGUACAACCAGUACCAGGUCAAUGGGGAGAGGCUCAACGGCCGCCAGACGCUGGGGGAGAACAUCGCCGACAAUGGGGGGCUCAAGGCUGCCUACAAUGCAUAUGAAACAUGGCUGAGAAAGCAUGGGGAGGAGCAGCAGCUGCCAGCCGUGGGGCUCACCAACCACCAGCUCUUCUUUGUGGGAUUUGCCCAGGUGUGGUGCUCGGUCCGCACACCAGAGAGCUCUCACGAGGGGCUGGUGACCGAUCCCCACAGCCCUGCUCGCUUCCGCGUGCUGGGCACUCUCUCCAACUCCCGUGACUUUCUGCGGCACUUCGGCUGCCCUGUUGGUUCCCCCAUGAACCCAGGGCAGCUGUGUGAGGUGUGGUAGGCCUGGAUCUGGGGAGAAAUGGGUGACUGGUGCUGGGCCUGGGGCAGCUCUCUAGGCAAGGCUGUUUGCUCCCAAGGUUGGGAGAAAGCAAAAACAAGUUGGGCCCCUCCACACCACAGGCGACAUGAGUCCCAGUCCCUACUCAACCACCACAUCGUGCCUCUGCUUUGGGGAUGCCCCUGCCUCCAGCAGAGCCCCCACCAUUCACUGUGACAUCCUUCCAUGUUACCCUGCCUGGAGGAGGGUACAGUCCCCUCAGGAAGGAGUCUGCCUCUUCUGGCCCCAAGCUCACUCAGCUUGGUGGCCAUGGGGCCCACUAUGCCUGCCCCACUCUGACCACGCAGGGCCUGGGUGGUGUCCCUCCCCAGCUUCUCCCCGAGGUUCACCAAGUGCUCACUUGGGAGUGGCCUUGGCCCACUUUGGCCCCACACUCGGGGGCUGCCCCUACACCAUGCUCCUUGUGCUGUGGCUCCCAUUACUGUUGCUGACCCUCACAGACAGGCCAACUGGCUCAGCUCUUAGUGGAAGCCUGAGCGUCUUUAAAAGCCUUCCUGCUGCCCCCCUGUUUUCCUGGGCUGAGAGGGAAAGUGUGUGUAUAUAGGGGUGCUGGUUCCUGUGUCUUAAGACACAAAUCUUAGUGGGUGACUGGUUUUCCCUGGAGCAAGCAGGAAAGCAGAUAGAGGUGGGAGAAGGAAGGAUAGAGUUUAUUUUUACAGGGAAGAAGGUGGGGAGGGUGUGGUCUUGGCCCUGUAGGACUCUGUGCCAAUAAAUAGACACACAUCAGUCA
This is a messenger RNA of Galeopterus variegatus (Sunda flying lemur), 3273 nucleotides long. RefSeq names its product endothelin converting enzyme 2 (gene ECE2). The transcript is spliced from 19 exons. Bases 36 to 2486 code for a protein of 816 amino acids. NCBI's taxonomy places the organism in Eukaryota, Metazoa, Chordata, Mammalia, Dermoptera, Cynocephalidae. The record is from RefSeq and is a predicted model, not a curated record. Gene Ontology annotation, cellular component: plasma membrane. Gene Ontology annotation, molecular function: S-adenosylmethionine-dependent methyltransferase activity; metalloendopeptidase activity. Gene Ontology annotation, biological process: protein processing.